Molecule: messenger RNA, 1395 nt
Organism: Rotaria socialis
Lineage: Eukaryota; Metazoa; Rotifera; Eurotatoria; Philodinida; Philodinidae
Source: the annotation of a GenBank genome assembly
AUGUCCUCUGUUAAUUCUAUUGCAAUUGAUAUUCGUUAUCCACAAUUUUUUCGUCAAUCAUCAAUUGAUUCGUCCGUAGAAAUAAUUGAAGGUAAAAGUGCUGGAAGUUUUAUUGGAUUUAUUAAUCUUAUUAAUUAUACAAAUAUAAUACCAAAUGAAUGGUCAUUGAAUAUGACUGAAACAGAUUUUAAAAUUCAAUCAAAUGGUUUAUCCUAUUCAUUAAUAACAACAAAGACGCUCGAUCGUGAGCGUAAAAAUUUUUAUGAAUUUCUAAUUAAUGCGCAACAUCUUAUUCCACCUUAUGAGAAAGUAUCUAAACUUGUUCGUAUUCGUAUUCUUGAUAUUAACGAUUGUGUACCAGAAUUUAAUCAAACAGUUUAUCAAACAACAAUGGUACCCAAUGUAACAAGUUUUACUGUAAAUGCAUUUGAUUGUGAUGACUCGAAUACGGAUAAUAAUCGAAUAACAUAUUCUUUGGCUAAUUAUCAAGAUUUAUUUCAUAUUAAUGAGACAACUGGUAUGAUAGAAUGUAUCAAAAAUACACAUACAUAUGAACGUUAUGAAAUUAUUGUUGUUGCGCGUGAUCAUGGUAAACCAACAUUAUCAUCAUCGACAUUAGUACAAAUUCAAUUAGUAUCGUCGGCACAUAAAAAUAAUCGUGCGCCUGCGCCAUCAUCUUGGCUACAUACUGAACAAAGUCCUCAAAAUAUGCUUAUACUUGCUGGUGUUCUAGCUGCUUUAUUUGUAUUUAUGUCAUUAUUUAUAUGUCUAAUAUGUUGUAUAAAAUAUAAAAUAAAACGCUGUAAAGAAAAACAUAUAUUAACACCAACUACAACAAUGAUAUCAACAAAUUUUAAUAAUACACAUUCAAUAUUAAAUGAAAAACCAUUUUCUUCAACAUCAUCCACAACAUCAUCGAAUGAUCUUCAACAACAUACGGCGAAUGGAGAAUUUACACGUAUAGCGGAUGAUUUACAUUUUGAACGAACAGCGAUUCUCUAUGAUGCAAUGAAUGUCUUUCCAAAUACCUAUUAUUUACCACUUAAACGGCAAACGGAAUUAAUUGAAAAUGUAAAUAAUUCAAAUAAUAAUGAUGCAUCAUUACAUUUACCACAAACAUCAUCAUCGUCGACAAGUAGUCCAAUAUCAGCAACAGUUAUGGAUACGAAAGCUGGUUCAGAUGAUGGAUGUUAUUGUUCAAGUGAUAUGUCAUCGGAGCAAUCGAAUAAUCUUCUUCUACUAAAUCCAUCGUCACUUUCAACAGCAAAUUCAAAAAUGUCUUCGAAACAUGUACGAUUUAAUGAAAAUAAUACGAAUGUAGAUGGAGCUCUAAAACGUUUUGAAAAUCUUUACGGAUCACGUACAACGUCGGACCAUUGCGCUUCUUAUGUUUGA